Acaromyces ingoldii is the source of this 1715-nucleotide messenger RNA. RefSeq lists its product as hypothetical. NCBI's taxonomy places the organism in Eukaryota, Fungi, Basidiomycota, Exobasidiomycetes, Exobasidiales, Cryptobasidiaceae. The coding region runs from base 120 to 1646 and encodes 508 amino acids. The record is from RefSeq and is a predicted model, not a curated record. The transcript is spliced from 2 exons.
CUCCGUCCUCCCACCCCUUGCUCUUUCUUCAUUUCCUUCCACGCCGCCCUCGCCCUCCUUUACAUCCUUUGUCUUACCUCGUCUUUGUCGCUCUUGCAGCUCCGAACAUCCGACACGCAAUGGACAGGAAUCAAGACAGGCAGCCUUUGGACGCCGACAUGGACGGAGUGGCUUCCUGUUCUGCGUCGCCUGCUCAGGCGCUUGCAAGCAGCUCGACUCGCCCGACGGAGAUGACGGCCUUCAUCCACCUGCAUUCGUUUGUCUCAACGACGAUCCACCUGCCUUGCCUGGAAUGCAGCAUCACGAUGCUCCAGCAUGUCCUCUCGCACGUCGUCGUCGCCUCGGAGCUUGCGUGUAAGUUGUCGUCGUGCUCCCGCUUGGGCCCUCUGCCGUCGUCGCCGUCGUCUUUGUCGGACUUGUCGGACACAAAUGCUCCGCAUCCCGCAGAUGCGGAGCAGCUCGAAGUGCACUUGGGCGAGAUUCGUAGCAAGAUGCAGCAGCUGCGCAAGACGGUGGGCGAUCGGAUGCUCGAGUCGACAUUCUGGGCCUGGCUACAUGUUCUUCUGCGGUCCGAACGAGCCUGGCGGACGGCUCUAUCCACUGAGAUCCUGCAGCUCAAGGAGGGCGUGCUAAGUAGCAGCACAGUCGCGGUGAGGGGACGCUCCAACAGUUGCGGAAUCGACCGGACGAUGCAGCACAGACAGCGGCACGAGGCAGAUGCAUGGACAGACUGCGAAGUGGUAGAGCGGGCCAGGCUGGUCGUGGGCCUCGACGAACUGGUGAAGCAGACCGAGCACCGACAGGGCGACAUUGGCGCACUGCGCCGGGUGACCAUCUUUACGCUCGAUGUAUUUCGACUUGUCUCGCUCCCGCCACCGCCUGUAUACCAUGCCGUGGAGCCAGGCGAGCCGGCUCCACCACCUUACACCCCGCCUUUUGAGACGCUGUCCAUAUCGACUCCUCCCCCUUCGCCUUUGUCACUGAGGUCUGCGGCGAAGAGGAGCACGUCGUCUCGUCCAAGCAGCGCGUCGUCCGACAGCUCGACUCGGACUCCCGGCCGGCUGACUUCCAGAUCGAUGCCGUCGAUGGCGAUGCGAUCCUCGCCCUCAUCGCUGACGCACAGUCUCGAGGUGCUCCAGUCGGCCGACGAGGCAGACGCUGAGCUGAACCACGCCAGUGUCGAACAUGACGACGCUGAGUCUGAUGGCGAGUCUGAUGGAGAGAACAAGAGCAAGCGACAGCGCCGCCUCCUCAACGGCGCAUGGAACUCGCCCACCGUAACGGCGACGCACGGUCAGACUACCGAUGCGCAAUCGCUAUGGAACACGCCAUCUGCGUGCCUCCCGUCAUCCCCGUCGUCGUCGCUGCAGUCGACUUCCGAUGCCGACGGGGGCUUCUCCCACUGGCUCGACCAGCCACCGGUCACAAUCCUCGCCAUCGGACAUGCCCUCGAACGGCGAUGCUGGUCCCUCUGCCCGUCGUACGCAUCAACGCCCGCACCCGCCAUCCCGCCCACGCCUGCGCAGCACGCUCGCCUUCUCCAUCGUGCUUUCAGACCGGCCCUCCUCAGCACGUCCGGCCUAGAGCAAGAGCGGCAGACCGCCGCCUCUGUCAGCAGCGCCAUGGUAGACUCGAUCACUUCUUGAGACAAACCCUUUCCUUUCUCUCUCUUUCUUCGUCUCUUGCUGUCUCUCUAGAGACUCUGGACCGCACUC